AUGGAAGUCGGAGGUUCUACCUCCGCUCCAACCAGUUCUCCGUUCUCGUUUUGCAGACGGCAGACGGUGACCAUGAAGGCGUCUAUUCUUCUGUUACGGUACAUUGCAGAAGCCACAGAUUUCGCUGUGAUAACAAGCGUCAAUGUAUUCCCUGGAGAAAAAUUUGCAACGGACAUCAGGACUGUCGGGACGGCUCAGACGAAGAAAGCUGCUCAGGUCGGAAGAAGCAAUAGCAUUGAGAGUAGCGGGAGCAGCGGCAGUGGCAGCAGCGGCAGCGACACUUCGGAGGAAACGAUUAUCACUACAACAGCCCCUGUACUAACGACCGCUACAACAACAACAACAACAACAACAACCCCUGUACCAACGACCACUACAACAACAACAACAACCCCUGUACCAACAACCAUCAAAUCAACCCCUGUGCCAACGACCGCCACAACAACAACCACUGUAGCAACGACCACAACAACAACCCCUGUACCAACGACCAUUACAACAACGCCUGUGCCAACGACCAACACUACAACAACCCCCGUACCAACGACCACAACUACGACAACCCCUGUAGAAACGACCACCACAACAACAACCCCUGUACCAACGACCACAACAACUACAACAACCCCUGUACCAACGACCACCACAACAUCAACAGCCCCUGUACCAACGACCAUCACAGCAACAAUCCCUGUAAAAACGACCACUACAACAACAACAACCCCUCUACCAACGACCAUUACAACAACGCCUGUGCCAACGACCUCCACUACAACAACCCCUGUACCAACGACCACAACUACGACAACCCCUGUAGAAACGACCACCACAACAACAACCCCUGUACCAACGACCACAACAACUACAACAACUCCUGUACCAACGAUCACCACAACAACAACUCCUGUACCAACGACCACUACAACAACAACAACCCCUGUACCAACGACCACCUCAACAACAACCCCUGUACCAACGACCAUCACAGCAACAACAACCCCCGUACCAACGACCAACACACCAAGCACCCCUGUACCAACGACCAUCACAGCAACCCCUGUGCCAACGACCACCACCUCAACAACAAUAACAACCCCUGUACCAACGACCAUCACAACAACAACAACCCCUCUACCAACGACUAUCACAACAAUGCCUGUGCCAACGACCUCCACUACAACAAUCCCUGUACCAACGACCACAACAACGACAACCCCUGUAGAAACGACCACUACAACAACAACCCCUGUACCAACGACCACAACUACAACAACCCCUGUACCAACGACCACCACUACGAAAGCCCCUGUAGAAACGACCACCACCACCACCACCACAACAACAACAACAACAGCAAUCCCUGUACCGACGAUGACGACCACCACAACAAGCACCCCUCCACUUGCGACCAAUCCAUUUGAAGUCCCUUCCCCGGCGACCACCCAGUUCGACCUCCUUCAACCAGCAACCACUUCGUUCGACCUCCCUCCAUCGACAACCACCCCGUUCAAUGUCCCUCCACCGGCGACCACCCCGUUUGACCUGCCUCCAUCGGCGAUCACCCCAUUUGACCUGCCUCCACCGGCGACCACUCCGUUCAACCUACCUCCGCAGCCAAUCACUCAGUUCGACUUCACUACUCGGCUGACCACCUCCUUUGACCGUUCUCAACAGCUGACAACUAUGUUCAACGUCUCUCCACAGCAGACCACUCUGUUUGAUCUCUCUCCCGAGCCUACCACCCCGUUCGACCUGGCUGCGCUGCCGACCAAGGCCAAGACCAAAGCCAAGGCCAAGGCCAAGGCUAAGGCCAAGGCAAAGGCCAAGGCAAGGACGAAGUCGAUGGCUUUGAUUCUCAAGGCUAAGGCCAAGGCCAAAGCAAAGGCCAAGGCAAAGGCGAAGACGAAGGCUUUGACUCUCAAGGCUAAGGUCAAGUCCUCGACCCUCCAGGCCAAAGCAAAGACAAGGGUUGGAGUUACUCUGUCAUCCAAAGCAAAGGCGCAGGCAAAGGCGCAGGCAAAGGCAAAGGUUGGAGCAAAUGCUCUGUCAUCCAAGUCCAAGGCUUUGACCCUCAAGGCCAAAGCCAAGACUUAUAAGGCCAAGGCAAAGGCAAAGGUAAGAGCAAAGGCUCUGUCAUCAAAGGCGAAGGCCAAGGCAAAGUUUGGAGCAAAGGGUCUGUCAUCCAAGGCCAAGGCGAAGACCAAGGCUUUGACCCUUAAGGCCAAGGCCAAUGCUUAUAAGGCCAAAGCAAAGGCAAAGGUUGGAGCAAAGGCUUUGUCAUCAAAGGCGAAGGCCAAGGCAAAGACAUUCGAUGCAGGGGGCACAGAUUCCGGUGUUAUACUGCAUGGUAUACUACAAAAUGUAUUCCUAGGAGGAAAGUUUGCAACGGACGUAGGGACUGUGCAGACGGUUCAGACGAGGCUAGUUGCCCAGUGGUACAUUGCGGUAGGCAUAGAUUCCGCUGUGAUGACAGGCUUCAAUGCAUUCGCUGGAGGAAAGUUUGCAACGGACAUUACGACUGUUGGGAUCAUUCAGACGAAGAAGGCUGCUCAGGUCGGAAGUAGCAGUAGCAGUGGCAGUAGCAGUGGCAGUAGCAGUGGCAGUAGCAGUGGCAGUAGCAGUGGCAGUAGCAGCAGCGGCGGCGACACUUCUGAGGAAACAACCACCACCACAACAACAACCCCUGUACCAACGACCACCACCACAACAACAACCCCUGUACCAACAACCACCACUACAACAACCCCUGUACCAACGACCACCACAACCACAACCCCUGUACCAACAACCACCACAACAACCACCCCUGUACCAACAACCACCACAACAACCCCUGUACCAACGACCACCACAACAACAACCCCUGUACCAACAACAACCGAUGUCCCUCCACAACCGACCACUCCGUUCGACGUCCCUCCACAGCCGACCACGCCCUUCGACGUCCCUCCACAGCCGACCACGCCCUUUGACGUCCCUCCACAGCCAACAACUCCGUUCGACGUCCCUCCACAGCCGACCACCCCGUUCGACGUCCCUCCACAGCCGACCACGCCCUUCGACGUCCCUCCACAGCCGACCACGCCCUUCGACGUCCCUCCACAGCCGACCACGCCCUUCGACGUCCCUCCACAGCCGACCACGCCCUUUGACGUCCCUCCACAGCCAACAACUCCGUUCGACGUCCCUCCACAGCCGACCACCCUUGGUGGUUCUCCUGUGGAGGACGUCGAACGGAGUGUGGUCGCCGGAGAAGGGACAUCAGACAGAGUGGUCGCCGGUGAAGGGACGUCAAACGGGGUGGUCGCCGAUGGAGGGACGUCAAACGGGGUGGUCGCCGGUGGAGGGACGUCAAACGGGAUGGUCGCCGGUGGAGGGACGACGAACGGAGUGGUCGCCGGUGGAGGGACGACGAACGGAGUAAUGGUCGCCAGUGGAGGGACGACGAGUGGAGUGGUCGCCAGCGGAUAUACGCACCCCAGUCGCCGAUGGAGGGACGUCAAACGGAUCGAGUGUUCACUUUGGCCACAAUAG
Molecule: messenger RNA, 3534 nt
Organism: Patiria miniata (bat star)
Lineage: Eukaryota; Metazoa; Echinodermata; Asteroidea; Valvatida; Asterinidae
Product: mucin-2-like
Exons: 9
Coding region: 1-3534 (1177 amino acids)
Cellular component (GO): nucleoplasm
Source: RefSeq, a predicted model, not a curated record